Messenger RNA from Gossypium raimondii (Peruvian cotton), 1769 nucleotides. Its product is annotated as dimethylnonatriene synthase. NCBI's taxonomy places the organism in Eukaryota, Viridiplantae, Streptophyta, Magnoliopsida, Malvales, Malvaceae. The record is from RefSeq and is a predicted model, not a curated record. The transcript is spliced from 2 exons. Gene Ontology annotation, biological process: defense response to other organism. Gene Ontology annotation, molecular function: iron ion binding; monooxygenase activity; heme binding. The coding region runs from base 34 to 1581 and encodes 515 amino acids.
UCUAAAACUUGAACACCACCUCACAUAAUCACCAUGGAUCUUUACACUUACAUUCCAUCGAUUGCAUCUUUGUUGCUGUUUCUAUACAUUUUCUCCAGAAAAACACCCAAGAACUCCAAGAAACAUUGCAUCCCUGAACCAACCGGUUCAUUGCCACUCAUCGGUCACCUCCAUCUCUUAGGUGGGAAAGAACCAAUCUGCAAGAACCUAGCAACAAUGGCGGACAAACACGGCCCACUCUACUCACUCAAACUCGGAACCCACCGACUUUUAGUGGUAAGCAGUUGGGAAAUCGCCAAGGAUUGUUUCACCAACAAUGACCGAACCUUAGCCACUCGAGCCAGCAUCGCCGCCGGGCGGCACAUGGGUUACGACAACGCUAUCUUUUCGCUCGCCCCAUACGGUGAAUAUUGGCGUAACAUCCGUAAGAUGGCCACCGUCGAGCUUCUUUCAAGCCACCGUUUGGAGAAGCUGAAGCACAUACGGUUCUCCGAAAUAGACUCGUUCAUCAAAGAGUUGUACGGGCUUUCACGAAACGGUGAUAAAGUGACUAUCAGUGAGGCGUUGGAACGGUUGACGUUUAACAUCAACCUUAGGAUGCUCUUCGGAAAACGAUUCUCCGGUAACGAGUACGGGGAAGUAGACAGCGAGCCGUGGCGGUACAUGGAAGCCAUUAAGCGAGCGUUGUAUCUAUUUGGGAUAUACGUUUUGGCGGAUGCUCUGCCGUGGCUCGAACGAUUCCAUAUUCAAGGCCAUGUUCGUUCCAUGAAGGAAACUGCCAAAGAACUCGACUCAGUAAUCAGUGUUUGGCUCGAAGAACAUCUUAAGAAGAAAAGGGAAAACCAGGGUGCCUCUGAAACUGAUUUCAUGGACGUGAUGUUAACUCACUUGCCCGAGGAUACUGUAAUUUCAGGCCAUACACGCGACACCAUUGUCAAAGCGACAACAUUGGUUCUUACAUUGACCGGAGGAGAAAGCACAUCAGUGACAAUCACAUGGGUACUUUCUUUACUACUGAACCACCCCAAUGUUCUAAUCGCAGCCCAAGAAGAGAUAGAUCACCACGUUGGAAAACAAAGGUGGGUUGAAGAAUCAGACAUUAAGAACCUCAAAUACCUACAAGCUAUAGUUAAGGAAACUCUACGUUUAUACCCACCAGGACCAAUCACCGGAAUCCGUGAGGCCAUGCAAGAUUGUUGCAUCGCCGGCUACGAUGUUCCAAAAGGGACUCGUUUGAUUGUUAACCUUUGGAAACUACAACGAGACCCACGGGUUUGGGAAAAUGCCAAUGAGUUUCGUCCAGAAAGGUUCAUGACAACACAUGUUGAUUUCGAUGUUAAAGGUAAAAAUUUCGAGUACAUGCCGUUUAGUUCCGGUAGAAGGUCGUGUCCUGGAAUGACGUUUGGGUUGCAAGUUGUGCACUUGACGGUGUCGAAAUUAAUUCAGGGAUUUGAUAUUAGGGUGGCGGAGGGGACCGCGGUGGAUAUGGAAGAAGGCUUGGGACUUGCCUUACCUAAGUUGAAUCCUCUUGAAGUUGUAUUAUCGCCACGCCUUGGAACUGAGUUUUACGAAUGCCUUUAAGAUGGUGAAAAAUAUAUACUAGAAAUUUAGCGUUUUAUAUUUUGAUUAAAUAAUUAUUGGAUGUGAUAAUGGCAUGGUGAUACAGCUUUUAGUUGAGCAUUAAAUAAGUUUACUGAAUGCACUUGGGAAUAAAUGUAAGCACAUUAUUAAAUUUUAAAGUCGAUAUUAGUAAAAAGAUUUUAUUUGAA